This is a messenger RNA of Phytophthora sojae, 189 nucleotides long. RefSeq lists its product as hypothetical. The record is from RefSeq and is a predicted model, not a curated record. Lineage: Eukaryota; Oomycota; Peronosporomycetes; Peronosporales; Peronosporaceae. The coding region runs from base 1 to 189 and encodes 62 amino acids. The transcript is spliced from 2 exons.
AUGGUUGUGCUGAUGGUGUCGGCUUCCAGUCUCGUGGAGAAGACGGAGGGCCGUAUGGCUCACCUGCACGUGGCGCUCGAGUUCGGCGAGGAGAUCACGGAGGAGCAGCUCCACGCGCUGUUUAAGAACAACCCGCUGCACUACAUCGCUCUGCACAUCUGCAUCACUUCCGGGGCGCGCCGUGAAUAG